AUGGCACAGGGGAAGCUUUGCGCAGCCAAUCCAGUUCAUGGUCGAGGCCCCACCGUGACAAGGCUGGUGAAGAAUACGAGAGCGGAAGCGGUAGAAGUCUUACAUCUACCCCAGAAUCCAGAAAUUAUUUUGAACCAGGAACAAUCUAGGAAGAUGAGCCAGAUUAGGACGUGGCACCGCAAAGCAUUCAGCCUCAAUCGCGAGUCGUCAAAGCGCAGGGGAUAA
This is a messenger RNA of Paracoccidioides brasiliensis Pb18, 225 nucleotides long. RefSeq lists its product as uncharacterized. The record is from RefSeq and is a predicted model, not a curated record. The transcript has 2 exons. The coding region runs from base 1 to 225 and encodes 74 amino acids.